This is a messenger RNA of Pseudomassariella vexata, 1494 nucleotides long. RefSeq lists its product as uncharacterized. The coding region runs from base 1 to 1494 and encodes 497 amino acids. The transcript is spliced from 4 exons. Gene Ontology annotation, molecular function: FAD binding. The record is from RefSeq and is a predicted model, not a curated record. NCBI's taxonomy places the organism in Eukaryota, Fungi, Ascomycota, Sordariomycetes, Amphisphaeriales, Pseudomassariaceae.
AUGGAUCGUCCCUUUCGGAUUAUUGUCGUCGGCGGCGGUGUCGCGGGUCUCGCGGCAUCACAUUGCCUCCAGAAGGCAGGUAUCGACCAUGUCGUCCUGGAGAAACAUGCUGAAGUGGCGCCAGCUGAGGGCGCCAGCAUCACCAUCUAUCCACACGUAGUGCGCAUUCUGCACCAGCUAGGCUGUCUCGAGGCUAUCGCCCAGUGCGGCGUACCUCACGACAGGGCGUGGACUCGACGAUCAGAUGGGAGCAUCGCAGGAAACAGUGGCCUCUUCAACUACCUGAAAGAAAAUCACGGCUACGAUGUUCUCCCUCUGGAAAGGCGCGAGUUCCUGCGGGUUCUGUACGAGACCCUGCCGAACAAGAACCUAGUCCGGACGGGCUCGGCUAUACAACAAAUCAAGCAUCUCGACGACAAGGUUGAAGUUACCCUGCGAGAUGGCUCGGUUGAGACGGGUGACAUGGUGCUUGGCUGUGAUGGCGUCCACAGUACAGUGCGGUCCCUGAUGUGGCAGUAUGCCGAGCAGACCGCACCUGGACUCAUCACGGAAGCGGAGAAGAAUGCCUUCGUGACAUACUGGAAAUGUCUCAUUGGCAUUGGACCUCCUCCAGAUAAGUCGGUGGGGGGUAAGAACAUGAGUGAUUUCACCCUCGUCCACGACACGCGGUACUCGUUUCUCGUCCUGGCCCAACCUCACUGCACCUUCUUCUUCGUGCUUUUCUUUCUCAACAAGCCCUUUCCUGCACACCAGCGCGUGCGCUACACGGAGCAGGAUGCCGAGGCUUUGGCCGCUACCGUUGCGGAUCACCCCCUAUCCGAAUCUUGGGUCUUUGGCGACCUUUGGAACAACCGUUCCCGCGGCGCGCUAAUCUCACUCGAGGAGGGUGUCCUUGAACACUGGCAUCAUGAGCGCAUCGUGCUGGCCGGAGACGCGGUGCACAAGAUGACGCCCAACAUUGCUCUCGGCGGCAAUACAGCCAUUGAAGACGUGGUGGUCUUGUGCAACCACGUGCAUCGCAUGCUACAGCGGCAAGGGGGCACAAGGCCAGAUUUGUCGACACUGAACCAUAUGUUUGCCGCAUACCAAACAGAGCGACUGGAUCGCACCAAGUUCAUCACCAACAUUUCAGGCAUGGCGAGCCGCGCACAGGCCCAGACCUCGCCUCUCUACAAGCUUGCGGCGUGGUUGAUGCCGCGCUUGCCAGACCGUGGAGCCUCAGACCAGUUGGCUGGCUUGAUCAAGGCCGCCCCAAAGGUCGAAUUCGUUCCCGUUCAAGACUUUGCUCCCGCACGCGUGCCAUGGGAAGAUCGGAAGGAAACGGGUCAACAGCAGAAAGGGAGGCAGGAUGGCUCCAGCAGCCUUUGGCAAAGCCCAUGGCAGCUGUUGACAUUGGGAGCGACUCUGGGUGUUGCAACGAUUGUUCUCACGACACGAUGGGCCCAGGUUCUUCCAGUGCUACCUGGGGCAUUGAGCAACGAUUCUAUUUCAUAG